Molecule: messenger RNA, 1413 nt
Organism: Aspergillus clavatus NRRL 1
Lineage: Eukaryota; Fungi; Ascomycota; Eurotiomycetes; Eurotiales; Aspergillaceae
Product: OSBP family protein
Exons: 7
Coding region: 1-1413 (470 amino acids)
Cellular component (GO): membrane; cytosol; cortical endoplasmic reticulum
Molecular function (GO): sterol binding
Source: RefSeq, a predicted model, not a curated record
AUGGAUGAGCCUAAGCCGGAAUCCGGCAGCGGGGAGGAUGAGAUCGUUGAGCCUGACCAGGGUAAUGUGCUCUCUCAUAUUAUCUCCCAGCUCCGACCGGGCGCCGACCUGAGCCGGGUUGUACUGCCUACCUUCAUUCUGGAACCUCGCUCCAUGUUGGAGCGAAUCACCAACUUCAUGGCUCAUCCGGAGACCCUUCUACCCAUGCCUGACAUCGAUGAUCCUAUCGAGCGCUUCGUGUCCGUCGUCAAGUUCUACCUGAGCGGAUGGCAUAUCAAACCUCCAGGGGUCAAGAAGCCGCUGAAUCCGAUUCUCGGAGAGACAUACACCUGUUACUGGGAUUAUCCCGAUGGCACAAAAGGAUACUACAUCUCCGAGCAGACCUCGCACCAUCCUCCCAAGUCGAGUUAUUUCUUCAUGGCCCCAGAACACCACAUUCGCAUCGAUGGGACACUGAAACCCCGCAGCAAGUUCUUGGGUAACUCGGCCGCGAGUAUGAUGGAGGGAGUUGCCAUCUUGCGUUUCUUGAACCGUGGUCAGAAUAAAGAAAAGGGUGAACGAUACAUCCUCACACAGCCCAAUAUGUACGCUCGGGGUAUCCUCUUCGGCAAGAUGAAAUAUGAGCUCGGUGACCACAGCUAUAUCCGAUGCCCGGAAAACCACCUGGUGGCCGAUAUUGAGUUCAAGACCAAGGGAUACUUUUCCGGCACCUACAACGCAAUUGGUGGGACCAUCAGAAACGAGAAGACCGGAGAGGUAUACUACGAGCUUUCUGGACUAUGGAAUGGAGAGAUGCACAUCAAGGACGUCCACACACAUAAGAAAGACCUCUUGUUCGAUGCCACACACGCAAAACAUGCACCCCCCUUGACUAGACCAAUUGAACAGCAGGGAGAGCGCGAAUCACAGCGAUUGUGGCAGAGCACGGUCAAGGCGAUCAUCGCUCGCAACCAUGAGGCGGCAACGGAUGAAAAGACCAAGAUCGAAGACCGGCAACGCGAGGAGGCCGCAAAACGGGCCGACGAUGGUGUGGAAUGGCAUCCAAGGCUCUUCCGUCCUGUCGAAGGAGGCCCCGGAGGCCCGGAUGAGGGAGAGGAAGACCUGGACUGGAUCAUCAGCGCGCAUGUCGACUCACACAAUCCCGAACUCGCCACGAAGCAGAUCCUGUCCAUUGCUCCCAUCCUAGACGGUCAGAAGGAAAACAGUCAGUUCCAGAUCCCCCCGCACGCACCAAAGCAAACGAAGCAACAUGUUGCCCCCACAUCCGAAACUGCCAACACAGAGAACGGUGGCGCUGAUGCUGUGGCAACCCCAUCAGACGCACCCCACCCCACCAAAACCCAAGAACCCGUGGAGCGCAAGGACUCUCGAACAUCGGAAGUCGACGAGUAUGUUGACGCAGAGGAGAAAUAA